Bolinopsis microptera is the source of this 1728-nucleotide messenger RNA. Its product is annotated as putative nuclease HARBI1. The record is from RefSeq and is a predicted model, not a curated record. Bases 1 to 1134 code for a protein of 377 amino acids. The transcript is spliced from 2 exons. Lineage: Eukaryota; Metazoa; Ctenophora; Tentaculata; Lobata; Bolinopsidae.
AUGGCAUUUUAUCAUUGGUAUAGCAACAGGGUCACCGUCCAGAGCCAUCCGGUCGUCAGUCGAACUCAUCAGUCUGUUACUGACUUUCUUGACCGCUCUACUGAUACUUCAAUAAUAGAUAAUUUUCGUUUAGACAAAGUCGGAAUCCAUCAUUUCGCAGAAAAAAUCAGAAAACACGAGUUGAUUGAGCGGAAGACUCAAUCUGGCCUCCCUGUUGAGACUCAGCUCAUGGUUGCCCUUAGCUUCUAUUCCUCUGGCAACUCACUUCGCUCACUUCGCAGCACUGCCGACCUCAAACUGUCACUUGGUUCUGUCGAGAAUUGUGUAAAGAAUGUUUCGGUUGCCUUGUCGUCAUUGGCGAGUGAGUAUAUCACUAACUCGUGGGAAACAAGCUCGGUUGUUGCGACUAAACAAGGUUUCCUGGAUUAUGGUGGGUUUCCAGGGUGUCUUGGGGCAAUUGAUGGGACUAAGAUAAAGAUAAGAGCCCCGUCAGUUGACGAAGAUGCGUAUGUGGGUCGGCAUCCCGGACACUACAUUAACUGUCAGGCAAUUUGUGACCAUAGAUUAAAGUUUUUGGAAGCAUCUGUUCGGUGGCCUGCGAGCGUAAAUGAUUCUACAAUAUGGGAGCAUUGCUCUUUCAGAGAAGAACUGGGGCUUUUCCUCGCUUCAAAACCCUCUGACUACCAAGGUUGGCUCAUUGGGGAUUCGGGGUAUGCUCAGAGAGAAGAAAUGAUGAUACCGUAUCUUGAACCGGACUCCACGGCAAAGGUAAAAUAUAAUGGACGCCACAAGAAGUCUCGGUGUGUAAUUGAGCGGGCAUUUGGGGCACUAAAAUCUCGCUUCAGAUGCCUCUGCAAGGAGAGUGGGGGUGCCCUGAUGUUUGCACCUGAUAUGGCAUGCGCUAUAAUCGUGAGCUGCAUGGUGUUGCAUAAUUAUUGCAUUGAGCGGAAUUUCCCGAUGACAACUUCAGAGCAUGUGAAGAAGAGCAUAGAACUUGAGAACAUUGCUAAUGUGUCGAUCCGACCACCACCUACUAUCUCACAAUCCGAUAAGACGCUCAGCAUCCGCGGGAUCGUGGCAAGAAACAAACUAAUGGUUACUCACUUCAGCUCCAAGAAAAGGGUCAGGCAGUGACAAAGCGACAGUGGCAGUGCAGCAGACUGAUACUUGAGCAAUUAGUACAGCACAGAGUCAGAAUGAUUAUUCUUUGGUUAAAUGCGCAAUUAUAUUUUGUUAACUGUGAGGUCAUCAUAUUUUUAUCAUUACCCGUAUGAGCAGAAUGGUAAUAAUUUUUAAUUUCGUUCAAUGGGUAUAUUAGCAUGUCCUCUAUUGUUAUUGAAAUAAUAUAACUAUAAACACUUUUAUCCGAUCACAGACUAUUUUGAUCAGUACCAUUUAAAGUCAUUAAACGUUUAAGAAUAUAGGAAGAAGAUUCGGUAAUAGCGUAAUAUCGACCUCUAAGUUGAUCGUAAGUCCCUAAAAGUUGACAAAUAGGUGUCGUGAGUUAUAUCGUAAGUGGCCAUUUCUACGAUCAACCAAAAGUUCAACUUACGAUCAAAUUUUGAAUCUACGAUCGCGUGAUUCACCUCACGCAACCAUCACGCUCCUUAUUUGGGUUAAUAAGGUGGUAGUAGGAUAUCAUAUGUAGAUCGUAAAGUUAUAUCGUAAGUAGCUAAAGUUCAAUCGUAAGGCUUAAAUCGAUUAACGUUUCGUGGACAGAUUGAUAGU